Molecule: messenger RNA, 1228 nt
Organism: Chrysoperla carnea
Lineage: Eukaryota; Metazoa; Arthropoda; Insecta; Neuroptera; Chrysopidae
Exons: 6
Biological process (GO): G protein-coupled receptor signaling pathway
Cellular component (GO): neuron projection
Source: RefSeq, a predicted model, not a curated record
AUCAUUUUCAUCUUAAAAAAAAAAAAACAUAAAAUUAUAAUAAAAUUAAAAUGCAUGCAAUUUUCACACGAUGCAAGAAAAUUAUGUUUUUAAUCAUGAUUUGAAAAUAAAAGUGAACACGAUACCCAUAAAAUAAUUGGAUAUCGGAUUGUGAAAUAUGAACGAAAUAAUGAUUGCAUUCACGAAGUACAAACAAAUUGAAUCACAUUGUUGUAAUCAACAAUUGAGUUGACAGAACUCACUCAACUCAACGCAUAAAUUCAACUCACUGCAAGAAGUGGGUGAAUCAACUUCAAGAUCCACACACUACUGACUGCUGAUUGCUGAUUGCUGAUUGCUGACUGCUGACUGCAGACUCAACUCAAUAAUGUUGAUGGUAUUCGUGUUGAUCAAAUCUGCAUUUGCAUUGAUUAAAAACUCAAUAAAUCGCUCAACAUAUUUAAAAGUUGGAGCAGUAGCAAUAGCUGUAGCUGUAGCUGUACCUGUACCACUACCUGUGACAGUCACAGUGAUGUACAACACUUGAUAUAACUUUCUUUUCAAUUUGAAAAUCAUUCUUCAUUUUUUGGCAAUGGCAAAUAAUAUUGGUUUUAAUCAACAGACACAAUAUAUUACGAAUGCGGAUGACAAUUUGCCAACAAUACCUGUGAAUAUUCAUUCGAUAAUUAUGGAUAUCAGUAACCAAGUUGCAUUAUUUCGAGAUUUAUUAAUCAAUAUUGGUCAAACUCAAGAUUCGCCUGAAUUACGAGAGAAAAUCCGUAAAUUACGACGAAAUUGUGUUGAAUCGUGCAAAUCAACAAGUCAAAGUCUAAUAUUGUAUGCGAGAAGACAUGAAAUGGAUGGAAUAAACGCAGGCAUUCCAAACGAUGAUCCACAUUUACUGCUAUUAUUUUUUAUUUUACAAUUAUUUUUAAGAGAAUUAACAAAAUGCCAUCGUUUAGUGCAAGUUAUACCAAUGGACAUGACUGGAUAUUAUGAUAAUAGAACAGGCCCAUCAAAUCUUGGUAACGUAAUUAGUCAAAUAUUAUUAUGUAAGCAAAUAACGCCAGACUUCAAUCGUGAGGAAUUGUGUAGUAUUACUAAGGAUUCUAAAGAUAUUGCAAAGAUUAUUGAUGACAUUCAACAAUAUAUGCCUAAACAAGAAUUAAAUUUAGAAAGAACAACAGCACUCGGUAGCGGUGAUUUCGAUUGGACAAAAUGUCAUCGUGGUGGGGGAGUAUUUUAUAAA